AUGUAUGUGAUUCGCGACGUCCGCUUCCUCGACUACGACUGCCGGUACAUUGACCCCAGCCACCUCCGCCUCGUGUUACAGGGCGUCAAAUGCAACGCCCCAGCGGCGCGCCGCCGGCUCACCAUCCAGCUCUCCAAAGGGCAGACGGUGACGGUGUCGGAAGGGUGGCUCGCGGAGUACGUCGACUGGUUCGACGACUUCGAGCCGUUGGACCUGUUUCGGGUCGAGUGCCGCCUUGCCCCCUACUCGCGCCGCGUCCAGGACGACCCCGACUUUGAGUACAUCGACCAUAGAAUCACCUACUACCACGCCGGCAACUGGCAGUGA
Diutina rugosa is the source of this 327-nucleotide messenger RNA. RefSeq lists its product as uncharacterized. The transcript has a single exon. Lineage: Eukaryota; Fungi; Ascomycota; Pichiomycetes; Serinales; Debaryomycetaceae. The record is from RefSeq and is a predicted model, not a curated record. The coding region runs from base 1 to 327 and encodes 108 amino acids.